AAAAACGUAAUUUACCGACCAAUAUCAGAUUUGUAGUUUUUGCUAAUCAGAUUCCGUAAUUUCCCAGUCUCUGUCUGUGUUGCUGCCUGUCGUCGAUUUUUCAUAUUUACAUCUGAAGAAGUCUCGACCUGAAAGCGAGAGAGAGAUUGCUUGAACCUUGAAAGCGAAACAUCAAUGGCGACCUUCAUCAAGCUGGAAGAUUCCCCAAUGUUUCAAAAGCAGAUAUAUUCUCUAGAAGAGACAGCUGAUGAGCUGAAAGAUCGCUGCCAAAGAUUAUACAAGGGAUGUAAGAAGUUUAUGGCAGCUCUUGGAGAAGCAUGUAAUGGAGACAUCGCCUUUGCAGAUUCUUUAGAAUCAUUUGGUGGUGGACAAGAUGAUCCCGUUAGUGUAUCUAUUGGAGGUCCAGUCAUAUCCAAGUUUAUUAAUGCAUUUCGGGAGAUUUCCAGUUACAAGGAGCUUCUUCGUUCGCAAGUAGAGCAUGUUCUCCUUGAUAGGCUGAUGCAAUUUAUGACUGGUGAUUUGCAAGAAGCAAAGGAGUCUCGUCGACGCUAUGACAAAGCUAUAUCUUCUUAUGAUCAGGCACGUGAAAAAUUUGUGUCAUUGAAAAAGAGCACACGAGGAGAAAUUGUUGCAGAACUGGAAGAGGAUUUACAGAACUCAAAAUCGGCAUUUGAAAGAAGCCGCUUCAAUUUAGUAAGUGCACUGAUGAAUGUUGAAUCCAAAAAGAAGUACGAGUUCCUGGAGUCUAUAAGUGCAAUUAUGGAUGCCCAUCUGAGAUACUUUAAGCUAGGUUAUGAUUUAUUGAGCCAAAUGGAACCAUUUAUUCACCAGAUUCAAAUUAUCAAACAAGGAUACCUCUUAAAACGUUCCUCAAGUACCAGGGGAGAUUGGAAAAGGAGGUUUUUUGUACUCAACAGUCAGGGAACUUUAUAUUAUUACCGAAACAAGGGUGCAAAACCGACAGUAUGUUCUUCUGCCUUAGUAACAGUCUAUGAUUUGUUCAACAAAAUUCUAUCAAAAAUGGAUGCUGAGGAUACAGAUCUUCGGCUAUGCUUCAGAAUAAUCUCUCCACAGAAAGCUUACACAUUGCAGGCUGAAAAUGGAGCAGAUAGGAUGGACUGGGUAAACAAAAUUACUGGAGUGAUCACGACACUUUUCAAUUCCCAUUUCCUGAAACAGCCACAUGCCGGAGCAAAGCAUCUGGAGAAAAGUGAUUCUGGUUGUGGGGUUUCUGAUGUUCUUUCACUAGAUAGACUCAACAAUGAUGCAAGAAUUAGUGCUGAGGACUCUGUUUGUGUGAUGCUCAGAGAAAUUCCUGGAAAUGAUCUAUGUGCAGAGUGCAGUGCUCCGGAACCGGAUUGGGCAUCUCUUAAUCUUGGCAUUUUGUUGUGCAUUGAGUGCUCUGGUGUUCACAGAAAUCUUGGUGUUCAUAUAUCAAAGGUGCGAUCUCUUACAUUAGAUGUGAAGGUGUGGGAGUCAACAAUCUUGGACUUAUUUCGCAGUUUGGGCAAUGCUUACUGUAAUUCAGUAUGGGAGGGACCGUUCCUACUUGAGACUGGAAGUAUGGAUAAAUCAAGUGAUAGGGACAUAUCAAUUUCCAAACCAAGCCCCAAAGAUUCCAUUUAUCUCAAGGAGAAAUAUAUUCUGGCAAAGUAUGUGGAGAAAGCUCUGAUCAUCAGAAAUGCACCUCUAAGAGGUGAUUUCUCCCCCACCACAAGCAUCUGGCACGCUGUUAAAACUCAUAAUUUAAGAGAAGUUUAUCGCCUCAUUGUGACGUCAGAUACAAAUAUCAUCAAUACCACCUUUAAUGAUGUUUUUGGUAUUGACUCGUAUCACCAUGUUGUUGAGGCAUGUGACAUAGAGCCUAAUUCCCAUGAAGUUCAGAGGAAAGAGUAUGAUCCAUCAGCCUGCCAAAGGAUCAAGGAUUCCAAUGAACCAGGAAACUGUCUUCAAGGUUGUUCAUUGUUGCAUCUAGCAUGUCAUUGUGGCAACCCAGUGAUGGUUGAACUGUUGCUGCAGUUUGGUGCUGACAUAAAUAUGAGAGAUUUCCAUGGAAGGACUCCUUUGCACCAUUGCAUAUCCUCAAGAAACAACAUAUUUUCAAAACUUCUUCUAAGAAGAGGUGCUCGUCCAUCAAUCAAAGAUGGUGGGGGACUAAGUGCACUGGAAAGAGCAAUGGAGAUGGGAGCAAUUACUGAUGAGGAACUAUUCAUUAUGCUUGCUGAAUCCUAGUAAAGGAACACAUCUAUGGAAGGUUUAUUUCCAUCCUGGAACUGUACUGUUAUACAUAAAACCUUUCAUUCCCUUAGGCUUUGCUUUGUUUGUUUGUUUGUGUUUUUUUUUUUUUUUUCAAUCUUUAUUUUUUAGGAAAUCCCUUAAGAUGUGUUUGAACCCUGGGAAAUCUGAGAGAUGGGAUGGAAAAAUUGUAAAGAAAAUAAUCUUCCUUAUGUUUGGUGAUCAAUAAGUUGAGAGAAAAACUUGCUCUCCAAGCUUGUGAAUGCUCUUAAUUUAAACUCUUUACUCUCAAGGUGAGAUUUGAGCUUGGAACA
Messenger RNA from Carica papaya (papaya), 2549 nucleotides. The record is from RefSeq and is a predicted model, not a curated record. Lineage: Eukaryota; Viridiplantae; Streptophyta; Magnoliopsida; Brassicales; Caricaceae.